Molecule: messenger RNA, 1791 nt
Organism: Panicum virgatum (switchgrass)
Lineage: Eukaryota; Viridiplantae; Streptophyta; Magnoliopsida; Poales; Poaceae
Product: DUF724 domain-containing protein 8-like
Exons: 4
Coding region: 153-938 (261 amino acids)
Source: RefSeq, a predicted model, not a curated record
CGGCUUCCCGCCACCGGUCGAGACCUCCGACGACCUAGGAGAUCGGCGUCAGUGUCAGCGAAUCUAGCUCCACGCCCUCGGCACCCUUCCCGCCGUCGACCGAGCACCCAAGAACAAGAACGCCCACGACCUCCAGAUCGGCCUCGAUCGCAAUGGGGCGCGGCGGGGCCCGCGCAGAGCCGGGGGACGAGGCUGCGGCGGGGGAGGACCCUGGGGAGGACCCGGAGGGGGACGAAUACGGCUUCGCCGGCUUCAACGAGGAGGCGCUGCGGCCGAACCGCAUGCUCCAGGGAGGGCGCAGGGUCCCGGCUGCAGAGGCGAAACAUGCUAAUAGAAGGCAUCGACCUCGUUCAAGGUCCAUUUCUGCUAUCAUGGCAUCGAGUAGUGAACAGAACAUCAAUUCUGGAUCAUUUUCUGGAACUGAUCUAUCCAAGAAAAGACUGAAGGAGAGUGUUUCUCAAACACCGGAGCUAUCAGAAAGGACCAUUAAAAUUGUGUAUAAAAGGAAAAGGUUGGCUGAUAAAAAAGUUGGAGGCAGCAAGCUUGCAGCUACGGAUGAAGAAUCCACUGAACUGAACAACGACGAUGACAAAGGCGAUGGUACGGGCAAGGCGGUUCAUCAAGAAUACACGUGUUUGGCAGAAUCAUUGGCUAUCGAGAAUCUUCCAUUCAUGAAGACCUCCUCGAUGUGGGAGUACCUUGAAUCAAUGGAAGUUUUCCGUAACAUACCGCAGCGGCCAAAUUUUUCUAAGUUUCAGCAGCAUGUUCCAGAGCUUCGUGAAGGCAUGGCAUUGGGUUUGAUGAUCUCUUUCACCAGUCUGGCAGACAACAUAAAGAGGCUGAGUAUUCACGAUGAUGAUGCACUUUUUCAAGAAAAGAUGAAGGGACUUUCAUCGUUGGAGGCUGAUGGUUUCGAUGUCAGGCGCCUGCGAUCAUGAGUGGAAACACUGCUGCACAUAAGGAAUGGCCAUGCCAGAUUGCCAGGCGCUGUUAAAGACUUGAAGAAGAAGAUUUCUCACAAAGAAACUGUUUAUAGGCACCUGGGCGCCCAAAUUGUUACUCAAAAUAUGACUGUCCGUCAGCAUGAACUGCAGGCUUAUCUCUUCCGCUCCAUUAUGAAGUCUGCUAUUUCAGAGAAGAUGAACUAUGCUUCAGAGAUUUUAGGGUUGAAAACAGAAGCUGACCGGCUUAAGAGGUCAUGUCUGUCCAUGGAGGAGCACUUCAGUAGUUCUACCGCAGCACCGUGGACCGUGGUAAAUCCUCCAUGAACUGGGUAGCUGUCAGUUUUCCGAGUGGGCUGUGUGAGGUUUGAGCUAAUUCAUGCUCUAAGUAGCAUUAUAGGAGCCCGAAUUUAGAACUCUCAUGUCAGUUCUAAAGGUAUAUAUAUCCAUGUGCCUGCCACUCCAUUUUUGGCACACAAUGAUCACUGAUCAUUGUUUGUCUGUUAAGCCACUUUGACUCAAACUCCAGCUGCCUGCUCCUGUAUGUUCUUGCGUUCAGAAUAUGCAUUUUCCAAGCCCACCUUUUCUUGAGUGAUGACGUGUUCUUCUUCUUAUGCCCCAGCUAUUGCAUAUGAUCUAGAUAUUUAGAGCAGUUAUAGGUGAUGCUUUUGUAUUUGUAAAAUCAUAUUGUUUUUUAUGUUUUACUUUUCUGUUCUUUUGUUACAUAUGCUGCUAAAUACUAGAUGUUAAAUAGAACAUAUUGUAGCAAUGUAGAGCUUGCAAUUUAGCCACCUAUUGCAGGAAACUAGCCUGCGGAGGACCUGUGCUCCCUUCUGACAAUGUUUAAAUU